Messenger RNA from Sparassis crispa, 648 nucleotides. Its product is annotated as Probable V-type proton ATPase 20 kDa proteolipid. Gene Ontology annotation, molecular function: proton-transporting ATPase activity, rotational mechanism. Gene Ontology annotation, biological process: proton transmembrane transport. Gene Ontology annotation, cellular component: proton-transporting V-type ATPase, V0 domain. The transcript has 7 exons. Lineage: Eukaryota; Fungi; Basidiomycota; Agaricomycetes; Polyporales; Sparassidaceae. The coding region runs from base 1 to 648 and encodes 215 amino acids. The record is from RefSeq and is a predicted model, not a curated record.
AUGGGCUCGUAUUCAGUAUACUCGGCCUACGGGCUUACAACGUUUGUGGUCAUAGUCAUCGCGCUAUACCUACUCUUUACUGGUUCUGGAGAGGCGUUCAACGUCGGUCGUUUCUUAGAAGAGACAAGUCCGUAUGCAUUCGCGUCGGUGGGGAUAGGAUUGUGCAUAGGGCUGAGUGUGCUGGGUGCUGGAUGGGGAAUCUUCAUAACUGGCGCAUCAAUUCUCGGCGGCGGAGUGAGAGCGCCGCGGAUACGCACGAAGAAUUUGAUCAGCAUCAUUUUCUGUGAAGUUGUAGCCAUCUACGGUGUCAUUAUUGGCAUUGUGUAUUCCGCGAAAAUGACGAGCGUACCUGACAUGUUGCUAUACACCCCAGAGAACUACUUCACUGGCUACGCGCUUUUCUGGGGUGGAUUGACCGUCGGGGCGUGCAACCUCCUAUGUGGUGUCUGUGUGGGCAUUACAGGGUCGACGGCAGCCUUAGCAGACGCGGCGGACCCAAAUUUAUUUGUCAGGAUCCUCAUCGUCGAGGUAUUUGGCAGCAUCCUGGGCCUGUUCGGUCUAAUCGUUGGCCUCCUCAUGAUUGGGAAGGCUAAGGAGUUCACAGCUGCUGCCCCCGCGAUAGCAGUAGCGUCGCCCUAUGUAUAUUGA